This is a messenger RNA of Brenthis ino (lesser marbled fritillary), 2388 nucleotides long. The record is from the annotation of a GenBank genome assembly. Lineage: Eukaryota; Metazoa; Arthropoda; Insecta; Lepidoptera; Nymphalidae.
AUGUCUAUACAAACCCACGUCUCUUUAAUUGAUUUAUCAAAACAAUUUAAAUUUGAGAUUGACGAAGAAACAAAGAAAAAACUAAGUUUUGACGAAACGUUGAUAGUCAGCUGUGCACACUAUGAAGGUACUUUUGAAGGGGAGUCUUCCGAUUCCGAAUGGUCUUGUACUGAUUCAACGGAAAGCAAAGUUUUCGAACGAAAAAAAGAUGAAGAAGUUAACUUGAAAAUUAAUCUUGAGGAAUCAUCUAAUGUAAAGGAAGAAGCUGGUGAUGAAGAAAAUGAUUUUCACUUUUAUUUUUUUCCCGAAUGUAAUAAACCAAUUCCACCCGAUGAUGAUAAGGCAAGUGUGAUAAUAGUGGAUGGUUUUCCAAAAAUUAAUAAAAUUGAACCUGUGCCAGAUUGUACUUGUGAAGUUGAUAAAACUGGAAAAUGUCCUUGUCAUCUCAAAGUGCCUUGUGAAUGUGACCCGAAAAAACGCGAUGAGUGUACUUGCCAUGAAGCGGAAAAUAUUUGUAUAUGUGGCGAGUUUCCUGAAUUAAUAUGCAAAUGCAAACCUAACAAAGUAUGUAUGUGUCAUCCUGAUGGAAAACCUCGACCAAUUUGCGAUUGUGGCAAAGUUCAUAAGCCAUGUAUCUGCCAACCCGGUAAAUUUCCUUACCCCAUUUGUAUUUGUGAACAUAAACCAAAUAUAGACGCGAAGUUUGAGAACGAAGUAGGCGAAGAAAUUACUUCGACAUUGGAAAAAAAGGAAUCUAAAAAAGAGCCUUGUUUAUGCCAGAAACCAUCGCCAAAACCUAUAUGUCUUUGUAUUAAAGGAAAAGAUUGUAUUUGUAAACAAGGCACGUGUAUUUGUGGUGUACAACCAACAUGUAUAUGCGACCCAGCAGAAGGAGAAAUUAAUUGUGAUGAUAAUGAUUCUAAAACCGUUUGUAGCUGCCCUGUUGAUCCAGAAUGUAAAUGCUACGGUAAUACGCCAGAUGGUUGCAGUUGCUUUCCAAAAGUUAAAUACUGUACCUGUGGGAAUCCUGAGGAUUGUACCUGUUUAUUGACUUGCGAAUGUAAAGACCCUUGUCUCUGUGACAUUGUCACAGUCAAAAAAGAAAAUAUUUGCGUGUGUGAAGAUAAGCUUGAUUCUAACAGUUCAGUUUUUCAAGAUAAAAAAGAAGACAAUAGAUUAAAGAAAGUUAGAGCUGGAAAACAUGGUUAUCGAUGGUGUCACGAUGUAGAUCCAAAGCAUACAUAUUUCGACUUCGCUUAUAAUAGACACCAUAAAAUAUCACAUAAGGAGCACGUGAAAGAGAAACUGAAAAUUUUAGGACUUUAUGAGGAACCGAAAAAAGCAGAUAUUAAUAUUCCUGGAAUUGAAAGCGCUAAAGUUCCUGUUUUUAAAAAGAAAGUUCGUAAACCAUCAAUAGAUUGCUGUAGUGCUGUUGGAGGUAUCAAUAUAAGCGUAGAGACUUUGGGUGAAGACAAGGAUAAAUUUUUAGUUCAAGUGGUAUCUAACGCUUCAAAGGAAGGAGCCAAGACAGGGUCCAAACUUGUCAGUAUUAUUGAUUGUAAUCUACAUACUUUAGAAGAAAAUAGAACUGAGCACAUUACCAAGAAGGAUCUAACAAAAGAGCAGCGAAGUUACAUGACAAUCUGUGAAAGCGGCUAUUACAAUAAAGUGACCCGUAUUUGCGGCGAACGGCAUUUUGUUAAACGACUUUAUCACAGCUUCGAGGCAGCUCAUAAUUUUUUACUUGAAGGUGCUAACGUGGUCUUACUACGGUACUUUGGCAUAAGCAGAUUUUGUGGUCAUGUGAAAACUGAUACCGUCCUGAUAAACGGGAUUGUUUGUGAAAGCGUUUAUGUUUGCCUGGGCGUAAGCCAGUCUAUUGUAAAUGGAAAACCAUUAUUCGUUUCAAAAGUCGAACGUCACAUCAUAGAACCGUCCGGAUUUAUUCAUCAAACAUUGACAGUUCUCACGCUGAGAGUAGAAACAUUAGCUGAUUUACUUUUCAAAGGUUACCUCGUGAGUCAUGAGUGGGCGGAUAGUAGCUACAUAUUUCAUAUUAACCCUCUACUGCGCGUCGUUCCCGAAAGAGAUGAAAUAGAGCCUCACGAGCCACUACGGGAAAAAUGGCGGAGCGAUUUACAGUUGCUAUCGGAUUAUCUCGAUUUUAAGAGCACGCGUUCGUCUGAAGGCGCGAGAUACGUGACUGAAAAUGGCGAAUUAACCGGUGUGAUUCGGGACUACCUUCAAGCGUUGCUACUCCUUCGUCCACAUGAUGCUUUACAUUUUACUAGACACUAUUUUUCUUCAGCUCUAUCUGCUAUAGAUCUUCCUCAUAACGAAUACUUUGAUCCGUGCUCUAAGCAUGUUAGAUAUUAUUUCUUCGAGGAU